Messenger RNA from Solanum dulcamara, 1400 nucleotides. Its product is annotated as cytochrome c1-1, heme protein, mitochondrial. The record is from RefSeq and is a predicted model, not a curated record. Gene Ontology annotation, biological process: mitochondrial electron transport, ubiquinol to cytochrome c. Gene Ontology annotation, molecular function: electron transfer activity; heme binding. Lineage: Eukaryota; Viridiplantae; Streptophyta; Magnoliopsida; Solanales; Solanaceae. The transcript is spliced from 9 exons. The coding region runs from base 179 to 1141 and encodes 320 amino acids.
AAAUUUGCGGCGAAGACUGGAUCAAUUUCUGACCCUUCAUUCUCAAAGUCGAUGAGCUAGACGCCCCUCUUUCUCGCGCACACGAACAAAAUCGUCUCGAACAGUGCAGUCAUCGUGGACGCACGCUACGUUCUUCUGCCAUCCACUACUCACCGGCACAAUAUCCUCUCUGUGAAUCAUGAGUUUAGGGAAGAAGAUCAGAAUAGGAUUUGACGGAUUUGGAAGAAUUAAUCGGUUUAUUACGAGAGGAGCUGGCCAGAGGAAUGAAUCGAAGCUUCCCAGUAGAAAUGAUGCACUGAAGCCUGGCCUGGAUGGACUUGGAUCUGCUGGCUCGAAGUCUUUCAGAGCACUUGCAGUCAUUGGUGCUGGAGUGUCUGGGCUCCUUAGUUUUGCAACAAUUGCUUAUUCUGAUGAGGCAGAGCAUGGACUAGAGUGUCCCAGCUAUCCCUGGCCACACGAAGGCAUCCUCAGUUCUUAUGACCAUGCUUCGAUCCGUCGAGGUCACCAGGUUUACCAGCAAGUUUGCGCCUCUUGCCACUCAAUGUCUCUAAUUUCAUAUCGUGAUCUUGUUGGUGUUGCAUACACUGAGGAAGAGACCAAGGCCAUGGCAGCAGAAAUUGAGGUGGUUGAUGGGCCUAAUGACGAAGGUGAGAUGUUUACACGCCCUGGGAAGCUGAGUGAUCGUUUCCCUCAGCCUUAUGCUAAUGAAGCAGCUGCAAGGUUUGCUAAUGGAGGAGCCUAUCCUCCUGAUCUAAGUCUAAUUACUAAGGCUCGUCAUAAUGGUCAAAACUAUGUUUUUGCUCUUCUAACUGGCUACCGCGACCCUCCUGCUGGUGUCUCGAUUCGAGAAGGACUUCACUAUAAUCCUUACUUCCCUGGUGGAGCUAUAGCAAUGCCCAAAAUGCUUAAUGAUGGUGCCGUUGAGUAUGAGGAUGGUGUCCCUGCGACGGAGGCACAGAUGGGAAAAGAUGUUGUCUCAUUCUUGUCAUGGGCUGCUGAACCAGAGAUGGAAGAGAGAAAGCUGAUGGGUUUUAAAUGGAUAUUUGUUUUAUCUCUCGCACUUCUCCAAGCAGCUUACUACCGUCGUUUGAGAUGGUCUGUCCUCAAAUCCCGGAAGUUGGUCCUUGAUGUUGUCAACUGAUCUCGAGGAUUUCGAGAUGUACAUUCUAAGCAUGCAAGGGCUUAGGGAAUAAUAUUACUAUCAUUUUGUCCGAUGAUUAGAGUUUGCAGCGUUCUACAACAUAGUAGAGUGCAAUUAGAACUGUCUCUCUGCAGGUAUUCUUUUUGAGGGGUAAAUAAAGAGUAAAUAACUACUCAACUAUUUAUGGCACUCUUAUCUUUCAUUUGAGAACUUUAUGUUGGGAACCUGACGUGGGAAUGUCAACUGUAUGUUCUCCUCU